Messenger RNA from Ipomoea triloba (trilobed morning glory), 2019 nucleotides. RefSeq names its product rab escort protein 1. Gene Ontology annotation, cellular component: cytoplasm; nucleus; Rab-protein geranylgeranyltransferase complex. Bases 63 to 2003 code for a protein of 646 amino acids. Lineage: Eukaryota; Viridiplantae; Streptophyta; Magnoliopsida; Solanales; Convolvulaceae. The record is from RefSeq and is a predicted model, not a curated record. Gene Ontology annotation, biological process: intracellular protein transport; vesicle-mediated transport; protein geranylgeranylation. The transcript has 9 exons. Gene Ontology annotation, molecular function: GDP-dissociation inhibitor activity.
GAUAUUUGUAGCAGUUGAGGAAAAAUAUUUGAGGCACGUACAACGGCCCUGUACCGAGUCCAAUGGCGAUGGAUGACCCCACAUCGUAUCCGCCCAUCGAACCCUCUAACUUCGAUCUAAUCGUAAUCGGCACCGGUCUACCGGAAUCCAUCGUCGCGGCGGCCGCCUCUGCCGCCGGAAAAUCCGUCCUCCACCUCGACUCCAACUCCUUCUACGGCAGUCAUUACGCUUCUCUCCCCCUCGACGACUUCACUUCCUUUCUGCAAUCCCAUUCUAACUCCGCCUCCAUUCCCGCUCCUUCCCAGCCCCACGAUGAAUCCGAUUAUGAUCUCGUGCCUCUUUGUACUCGCCAGGUCUACUCCUCCAUCGAUGUCUCCGCGCACUCUACCGAACCUCUGGAGCACUCGCGAAAAUUCUGCAUCGAUUUGGCUGGACCUAGGGUUCUGUUAUGCGCCGAUGAUAUGAUCAAUCUCAUUUUGAAGACGGACAUCAAUCAGUACAUGGAGUUCAAGUCUGUGGACGCGAGCUUUAUUUGUGAUGGAGACGGCAAUUUGGCCAAUGUGCCGGAUUCGCGCAGUGCGAUUUUCAAGGACCGUAGCUUGAGCUUUCCUGAGAAGAAUCAGUUGAUGAGGUUCUUCAAGCUGGUGCAGGGGCAUUUGGGGGGCGAUGACACUGAAAGUAACAAGAUAUCCGAGGAGGAUCUGGAAUGUCCGUUUUAUGAAUUCCUCAACAGAAUGGGGCUUUCGUCCAAGCUAAAAUCGAUUAUACUCUAUGCAAUAACCAUGGCAACGUAUGAUCAGGAAAAUGUGGAUGCCUGUAAAGAUGUUCUCAAGACAAGGGACGGGAUAAACCAUUUAGCUCUUUAUCACUCUUCAGUUGGCAGGUUUUCUAAUGCCCCUGGCGCUAUGAUUUACCCAAUCUAUGGUCAAGGGGAACUUUCACAAGCCUUUUGCCGUCGUGCUGCUGUGAAAGGCUGUAUAUAUGUUCUUCGGAUGCCUGUCCAUUUUCUUCUCAAGGACAAGGGCAGUGGAAAUUAUAAGGGUGUCAAAUUGUCUUCUGGACAAGAAUUGUUUAGCCAUAAUCUGAUAUUAGCUCCAUCAUUUGUAAUUCCCUCUGCUAUGGUUGAUUCUUCUGCUCAUUGUCUGCAAGAUGGUUCUUUUGAUUUUGGUAGAGAAGAUGUAAAAGAGAAGCUGGUUAAGGGAAUAUGCAUUACAAAAUGCUCAUUAAAACCAGAUGUGGCAAACUGCUUGGUGUUCUUUCCUCCCGGAUCUUUGUUCCCUGACCAGGUGACUUCAAUCCGUGUCUUCCAGUUAAGCAGCAAUGUUGCAGUUUGCCCCUCUGGAAUGUUUGUGACUUACCUUUCAGUUAUAUGUGAUGAUGCUGUGCAAGGGAAGAAAUUACUGGAGGCAGCCAUUAAUGCAUUGUUCUCUAUUCCUGUUUCUGGAGUUCCUGAAAGUAACUCUGCAGAUAAUCCAAAUUCAAAUACGAAGCCUGAUUUACUUUGGAGUGCGUUGUAUGUACAGGAGCUGAUAAAGGAUUCAUUUGAUUCCUUCAUAUCUGUCUCUAUGCCUGACUGGAAGCUGCAUUACAGUGAUCUUUUGUCUGCAUCAGUGAAGAUAUUUCAAAAAAUAUACCCUAAUGAAGAAUUCUUUCCAAAAGCUGCACCCACCAAGGAGCACAAGGAUGAUGGUGUGUCUGAGCUCGAGCCUUCAGCUGAAGAUGUGCCCGAGCUCGAGCCUUCAGCUGAAGAUGUGCCCGAGCUCGAGCCUUCGGCUGAAGAUGUGCCCGAGCUCAAGCCCAAGCCUUCGGUUGAAGAUGUGCCCGAGCUCAAGCCUUCGGCUGAUGGUGUGCCCGAGCUUGAGCCUUCGGCUGAAGGUGUGCCUGUGGAUGGUGGUGUGGCCGAGCCCAAGCCUUCGGCAGAUGGUGUGCCCGAGCUCGAGCCUUCGGCUGUAGGUGUGCCUGAGCUCAAGUCUUCGGCUGAAGGUGAUCCUGUUGGGACGUAGUCCCAGCAGGCGGGGG